AUGGAACUUCUUGCCAUAGCUUCGAUUCUUUCCGCAGGUCUUGUUCUCUAUGUAAUAUGGAACCUUGGUCGCACUACCACAGUCACUCACCAAGAACCAGCUAUAAUCCACCAACGCAUCCCUUUCGUUGGCCAUUUGAUUGGGUUACUUAGAAAUGGGACUAGGUACUUCUCUGAUGUCAACGCCAAACUUGGAUUACCAAUAUACACACUUCCUAUACCUGGGUCGAGAUUGUACAUUGUUCGCUCUCCUGAACUCGUUACGUCAAUCGAAAAGAAUCCAGAUCUUGAUUUCGCACCUCAUCUCAUCCACUUCGCUCGCACUAUCCUCAUCCCCUCUUCAUCUGCGAUAGAGGCUCUUGAAUACAAUAUUGAUGGCAAGGCGGGGAGUAUCGGAUGUCGCAUCGCCACUCAGAAAACUAUGCAAACAUCCAUUGCGCCUGGACCAAACCUGACCCCAGUCCAAGGAAUUAUACGCUCCAGUAUCCUCAGCCAACUGGAAAUUUCUGAUCUCACACAUAGAGCAAGUCCCAUUCGUAUGUUUGAGUGGACUCGUCACUUGGUUACAUUGGCAACCACCAGGGCAAUAUAUGGUAAAGAGAAUCCAUUUGAAAAUAUCAAGGUGGAAAACGCACUUUGGACUGUGGAUGAAGGGUUUGGUGCCUUGUUGACCAACAUAUUGCCCAGCAUAUUUGCAAGCCGCGCUCAUAAAGCUCGCCAAGUCCUUUUUGAUUAUUUUGCUCAAUAUUAUAAGCGGGAUGGGCUAGAUGGCGCUUCACAACUCAUCAAAUCUCGAUAUGAAGUCAAUCGGGAACAUGGCGUUUCAAUUGCCGAUAUUGCUCAUUUUGAGCUUUCUGUUCCAAUCGCUCUUCUCGUCAACACGGCUCCUGCAGUGUUCUGGACGUUAUACUUUGUCUAUUCUGAUGAGGUAUUAUUGCGGGACUUAAGAAAGUCAUUUGACACACUCGCAAACUCUACUGCAUCAAACGAGAAAACAGGCGCUUGGAAGACACUGAAGAUGGAAGAUGUUACUGAAAGCUGCCCACUUAUGAUUUCUACGAUUCAGGAGGUACUUCGCUUCCAAGCCACAAAUGCAAAUGCAAGAGGGGUUCUCCACGACACGGUUUUGGAUGGGAAAUAUCGUCUCAGAAAAGGAGGAACAGUAUUUAUACCGGCGAACGAGCAGCAUCUCAACCAAAACAUAUGGGGUUUAAACGCGGGUCGUUUCGACACAAGACGAUUCUUGAUAAAGGAAAAGAAUGGCGAAAAAGCUAAAAGACCAACAAACGGAUAUCGCGCCUUUGGCGGUGGCUCAACACUUUGCCCGGGUAGAUUUCUUGCUAUUUCUGAAAUCGCUUACGUGGUUGCUUUUAUGGCUUCUCAAUUGGAUCUCGUACCGAUCAACAACCACUGA
Glarea lozoyensis ATCC 20868 is the source of this 1413-nucleotide messenger RNA. Its product is annotated as Cytochrome P450. The record is from RefSeq and is a predicted model, not a curated record. NCBI's taxonomy places the organism in Eukaryota, Fungi, Ascomycota, Leotiomycetes, Helotiales, Helotiaceae. The coding region runs from base 1 to 1413 and encodes 470 amino acids. Gene Ontology annotation, molecular function: oxidoreductase activity, acting on paired donors, with incorporation or reduction of molecular oxygen; heme binding; iron ion binding. The transcript has 3 exons.